Bacillus rossius redtenbacheri is the source of this 3963-nucleotide messenger RNA. Its product is annotated as zinc finger protein 431-like. Gene Ontology annotation, biological process: regulation of transcription by RNA polymerase II. The coding region runs from base 298 to 2427 and encodes 709 amino acids. The transcript has 6 exons. NCBI's taxonomy places the organism in Eukaryota, Metazoa, Arthropoda, Insecta, Phasmatodea, Bacillidae. The record is from RefSeq and is a predicted model, not a curated record. Gene Ontology annotation, molecular function: chromatin insulator sequence binding; zinc ion binding. Gene Ontology annotation, cellular component: nucleus; chromosome.
UUCAUUGAGAAGAGGAGAAUCGAUAGUAGACAAUGAAAUGAUUGAAUUUUUGUGAAUUUUACUGUUUCGCCCAUACGCGAAGAACGGCCACUUGUUUCUUUGUUUCCGCCAAGUAAAACGCGUAAAUGCGUCCCUAGAGUUGUAAGUGCAAAAAGAGGUUGCGAGUAAAACAAAUGUGAUUAUUUAAUUUUUUUUAUAAUUUUAAACUAGCAUAAUACAAAAUUUGAGGUUUCCGUUGAGUAUUUGAAUAUUUUUACUAACUUGAUCCAAAGACUGCAUGCAAAAUAAGCCAGAAACAUGUCAGUGCACGAAGAUGCUGCAGAUGAGAGUGACUCGCUCGUACAGCACGUGGUGAUCGCUCAAAGUAAGACCGGCACAGUUCUCAGCUCUGGUAGCAGUGAGAGAACAACGAAAGAGCAGUCACUCAGCCACGGGGAGUUCGGCCGAAAAGACCCAGGACCGAGUCUCCACCCAGGGCGGUUGUGCCGCCUGUGUGCCAGGAGAAUGGACAGCAUGGUGUACAUAUUCGGCAAGAUCGGGCAGGCACACGGCAUUGUCGAGAAGAUCAACACCUCGCUGCCGGUCACGGUGCGCUGUGACGACGCGCUGCCGAAGCAGCUGUGUGAGGACUGUGUGCAGAAGCUGGACAUCUGCCACGAGUUCGCCGAGGCGUGCGUCCGGGCAGAGCAAAAACUGAAGGCUCUCAGCAAGGCGCAACUGUUCAUAUCAGACGUAGUUGGGGAACGCAAGUAUCUGACGGAAAAUGUCACCAAUGUCCCUGAGACGGGGAAGUUUGGCUGCCCGUUGUGCUGCUGUGGCCUCAUGCUGGUGGAGGACUCAGAUGCGCUGCAGUAUUCUUCUUGCAGUUCUGCCAGCCACGAGCCUGUUCUAGUGACCAGCCACGAGCCUGUUCGAGUGACCAGUCCUCUGAGGCUCACCGUGGCGGACGUCUCCACCGGAGGUACUUACAGAGGGACGAGAGAAGUGCAAAAAGUCUACAAUGAAGAAAAACCUUCGUCAGCAGCAUGUCGAAUAUGUGGGGACAUUUUUGACAGCUCGGAAGAAUGCUUGGCUCACGCGAAGGUUCACUCCUUGGAUGAUUUUUUCCCGUGCAGUGUGUGCGACUUGUGUUUUUCCACCGAGUCGAGCUUCUCGCGCCACUGUGUCGAGCACCGUAGAAAGUGCUCAUCUCCAGAUGAGCUGCGCUGCCCGAGAUGCGGCAGCGUGUUCGGCAACGCCAGGGCGAUGGCCCGCCACAUCUGCCGGCUGCUGUUCCGCUGCCCCGACUGCGGCAAGGCAUUCCGCUCGGAGGCGCGCCUGGCGUUCCACCGGCGGCUGCACGGGGGGGCGAGCGCCACCACCUGCCGCCAGUGCGGCAAGGUGUUCGCUCGCGAGAACAACCUCUUCGAGCACGUGCGGCUGGUUCACCUGGGGGAGAAGGCGCACCGCUGCCCGCGUUGUGGGAAGACGUUCCAGCUGCGCGCGAGGCUGGUGGCACAUCUGCGCGUGCACGCGGGGGAGCGGCCGUUCAGGUGCCGCGUGUGCGGGGGCAGGUUCCACGACAGUGCCACGCUGAAGGGCCACCUUGUCACGCACCUGGACGCCAAGCCCUUCCAGUGCGACAAGUGUGGUCGCUGCUUCUCGAGGAAAACUCUCUUCAAGCGCCAUGUGCUCUCACACAACAACGAUGCCAACCCUCCGUUGAGCAGGAUGCACAAAUGCAAGCUGUGCCCUGAUCUAACGCUAGCGUCAUACUCGAAACUUGUGAAACACAGGAAGGAAGCUCAUCUUGCCGAUACGUUCCUGGAUCAGAAUGAACGGCUGGGCACCAAACCUUUCACGUGUGAAUACUGCGAGAAGUCGUUCGUGUAUCGAGUGACGCUGAUGUCGCACGUGCGCACGCACACCGGGGAGUUGCCGUUCGAGUGCGAGCUCUGCGAGAAGCGGUUCCCCCGGAAGCGCUCGCUCGACCUGCACAGGCGCGUUCACUCGGGCGACAGGCCGCACGGCUGCGCGACGUGUGGCAAGCGCUUCGCUCAGAGAGCACACCUGCGCGCCCACGAGCGCCUGCACACGGGGGAGAAGCCGUACGCUUGCGACGAGUGCGGCCGGAGGUUCCGUCUGAAGGAGGUCAGGAACGCGCACCACCGCAAGCACACCGGCGAGCGGCCCUUCAAGUGCGCCGUCUGCGAGAAGGCGUUCCGCACGUCCCACUCGUACAGCCAGCACAUGUGGAUCCACCAGGGCAAGAGGCCGUACGCGUGCCAGCACUGCGGGAAGGCCUUCCGGCGUUCCAACGGCCUCAAGGUACACAUACGCAUCCACACUGGCGAGAAACCCCACAUGUGCGAUGUCUGUGGAAAGUGUUUUGCCCAGAAGCAGGACAUGAAAAAGCAUAGGAAUCUUCACGCAAAUGGGAGACUGUAGGGAAUAUUCAAGAACUGGCUGUGAAAUCAUUAGGUCCUGUGAUAUGUUACCUGUAGCACGUGCUUGGAUUGUUACUCUAAACUUGCUACAUAAUUAUUUCCAGUUAAAUUGAAUGCACACAUUCAACUUUGAAUUCAAGAAUUUUCGAGACUGAUUUAGGUCUACGAUUAACUUUUGUUUGUUAAUGCAAAAUUGUUUUAGUUUAAGGAAAAAAGUUUUUUAAGAUUUUUCUUCUAUAAAAGUGUAGAACUUCCUGAAAGUACUUAUUCGAACUAUUGAAUCAAAAGAAUAUUUUAAAAACUUAAGUCAGCUCUGCUGUCUUGUGUAUUAUCUAGCUGCAAUUAAUUUAAUCUUAGUCAUACCUUAAAUCAUGACCAGACUAACUUCUGUUUAUGUAUUGCUAUUGUAAAAAUUAUUACAAAAAUUUGUCUGUCUGCAGAUUUGCUUAUAUUAAAGAAUUUCUUUGAAUUGAAUAUAUGUUCAUUGUGUAUCGGGUUGGAUUCCUACAGAAAUUAUUUGAUUAAUUUCAGUACUUUAGCUCCUUGCUACUCUAAUAAGUUGCGAUGGACAGUAGAAUCUCUAAUCUGUGAUAAUGCAAGGAAACUGGCCAUAAGGUAAUGUAGAACACCAGAGCAUGUUGUCAAAAAUAUGUUUUCACUAUCAUUUCCUUAAAUAAAAAGUUUUUUUUUUACCUAAUGUGUAAGCAAUAAAUUUUUUUUUGGAAUUGUGUGGUGUUGGUGUGCAUUUUGAAGGCAUUAAAUGUAUGGAAAAAGAAGUUCUGUGAAUUUAUUAUUAAUCAUUUUGUUUUCAUUUAGAUGAUAUCAGAAUUUUCCAGUAAUUAUCUAACAGAUGAUUCUAGGCAAGAAAACCACCCUGUGUUGUAUGGGAAUCCCAGUAUCAUAGCUGUGUACUUUGUUAGUAAAUGCACACUUUUUUUUUUACAAACAGAAUCAGUAAAAUGACCACACAUUUGAGUAACUUUGUUAGCUUCAAGUUACAGUACUUUGAUAGAGAUUGAAUAAGUUAAUGCUGUAGGAAAGUAACAUAAUUUACAUAUAUGAUAACCAUAAGAUUAAAAAUAUAAUUGUAUAAAUAAACGGUUGUAUUAGUGUUCAGAAGGUUAGUCAGAGUGACAUAAUAUAUUCUUUGAAUGGUUCUUUCAGUGGAUAGAAUCAAGAUUUGAUGAAGUUAAAAAAAAAAAGAUGUCAUUAAAAGUAGAGGAUUACAUCUUUGUCAUCAUUAAAAAUUAAAAUACAUGUAACUAUAAGUAAAUAUCAAAUGCAAUUACAUAUGUAGAUCAACUGCUUUAACAAUUUGUGAUGACACUUAAAAUGUGCACGUAAAAAAAUUGCUCGAUAUAUUCAAGAGAAUAAGUUAAAGUAACUAAAAAAUAUUGCCACUGUCUUAUUAUUUGAUACUAUUAACAUGAACCAAAGAAUCAAUACGGAAUGUUAAAAGGCCAAAAUCAUUAUAAUUACGUUUAUCUUGUGUUGUUUCUAUGUAGGCCUCUUGCCAUUAUGGUAUCAGCUAUAAACU